Molecule: messenger RNA, 4144 nt
Organism: Pelodiscus sinensis (Chinese soft-shelled turtle)
Lineage: Eukaryota; Metazoa; Chordata; Testudines; Trionychidae
Source: RefSeq, a predicted model, not a curated record
ACUGAGAUUCAAACAUGGUGAUACUUUUCUUUCUCCAUAUCCUCAUGUUUGCACUAUGUAUGUUGAACUCAAUUCAUUUCAGCCAAGUAUAUUUGUUGGGAAAGAAGUAAAUAUGGAUGCUUGUAACGCUGUCCAGGAUAGAAUUGAAAUGAUAGAAAACGUUGAAACAGAAGUGACAGUGAAGUGGAGAAAAAUGGAAGACCCUGCAGAAAUUUCAUAUGCAAAGCCAUGUCUGGAUAGAACUGAAACUGAAAAUAUUCACACUGGAAGCAAGUCAAACGAUGACUUCAGAACGCAGCCCAGGACGGCUCUUUGCACAGAGAGAGAUACUACAGGGUAUUGGCUCAGCGAAGAAGAGACCCCUUUUACUCAUCCCUCUCCAAAUCAGUCAGAAGAGAUUCAGCAGAAAUACAAUAAUCCUGCAGCCCUUAGGAAGGACUAUAGUCAUAUGAGUUUAUGGGAACCUGUGGUAUAUAACAUUGAACAAGGCACAGAAACCACUCAGAAAGAAGGUAAAAUGCAACUGCAACCACAAAUCAUCCCCACUAGACCACAAGAAAACGUAGAGUCAAAAAGAGGAGGUUUUCUAGAGCUGCUGAAAAGAAUUAAAACAGACUGUGGGGAAGCUGGCAGGAGGAGAAGCAAUCAGCAGGAGUUCAGGCCCAUGCGUUACUGGAUAGCAACCUUUUUUGACCAAAGAAACAUAAGAUGCUCAGUAGAUGUAGCAACUAGCAGAACUCAGAGAUGAGAUCACCUGUCAGGGAGCCUUUGAAGUACUACUAUGCCAAUUCAGAGUCUCCCACAGACAAAUUCAGCUGACAGUAGCAGAUAAUGUAUGCAGAAGUGACUUUAUGGCAGCUUUGCAGAAGGAAAGACACUUUGGCCAUUCAGGCUCACAAGGUAAAUAAGUUUAGGAUGGAUCUAAAAAACUGGUCAAGGUCUUUCGGAAGCCAAAGUUUUCCAGUUCUGUCAGGAAGCACUCUUUUUACCCACCAAGAGAAGGUAACAAGCAAAGCUUGCCUUAGUUACAGCCCUUGAAGCACAGAAACUUCUAGAACUUCUGUACCCAGGAUACUUUGAGGGAAUGAAGUCUGUAGCUGAGAAAGUGAAUGGGUUGAGACACUCUGUUUGCACACACGACUAUGGAACAACUGGAACAAUUGUUGCAGUGUAUUAGACAUGGCGAUGGGCUGACAGAUCGUCUAGACAAGCAGAGUCAGAUAUAUCUCUUAAUCUUCUUAGAUAUAUGUCAUAAGAUUAUGAAUUCUGUGACUUCCAGAAACCUGUGUGACAUUUUCCGCCUAAGAGCCAAAGUAGCAUGGCCAGAACUGUCAAAUGGUGGAGACAGCUCUCAGCAAUUACGGACAGCAUGUGAGUCCUGCAGCUCCCAGACGAAGAGCUAUGAGCUGCUAUAGAAGGAAGAGACCAUGGAGUUGUGAGCCUCCAUGCAAAGUAGCACAUUAGUGAGACAGCUCCUUAACAGUGGGGAGAGGAGACAGUCCUUUUUACUGAUCUUUUGUUCUGGCAAGAUGAAGCAAGUUUCCUAAAGGGUAUAACAACGAUAAGUAACAUUUAUUAAUGUGUAUCACUAAACACCAGAUUAGGACAAAAUGGAAUAAAGGUACCCUAAUUUAGCGAAUAUAACCCACAGGUUAUAUUUGUUUUUACAAACUCCUCGCGCACACACAAUAUACUCGGGUGCGGGGUAUACAACUUUUUUUUUUUUUUAAAAACACACACUGCCCUGUUCCUGCGGAGCCUCCAACCUCCGCGCAGUGAGCACUCCCCCGCCCGGUUCCUGCAUAGCCUUAGGAAGAGACGGGGGAGUGCUCAUCCGGCUGCGCAGGAACUGGGUGGUGAGCCCUCACUGCCGGAAGGCUGCGCAGGAACCAGGUGGUGAGUGGCUGGCUAAUGGUAGAUAUGUUAGAGACCCAGAGAAGGGAAAUACAUUCUUGCCUAUCUGUGCAAUCCCAGGGUAGGGCCACAAAAUCUAUGAAUGGGAGGAAGAGGAAAGACAAUGUAUCUUAAGCAUCCACUCUGGGGAUGGGAAAAAUGCAACUAUUAUCUUUAAGGUAUCACAAGGUACUCCCAUGCCCUCAGGUCGGAGUUAGACACACUGCUGUUUUACUGUAUUACAUCCCCAUGACACAAUAUUUAGUAUAGUAGAGUGAAGAGGCAAAUAUUUCCAGAUUUUAAAAGGCAGACUGAUACUCAAUCAUUUCAAACAGCUGAUGCUUUUCAUCUUUGCAUUCCAGGGGCCCUAAAAUCUCCUCCAACUGUAAACCUAAAUGUUGAGCCCAUGGGCCCUAAAAUGGGGGUGAGGAAGGGGAGCAAGUUCUAUGUUAUGCAGAGCCCAGGACUUCAGAAACUCCUCCAGUUGCAUCCGGAAAACCCUUACAGACUAGGUAUUUUUUGGGUGGAGAACAAGGCUGUUUAGAGGUUUCAGAGGGUCCAAGGGCAGAAGGAUGGGACUAUAUAACUAAAGCACAGAAGCUCCAAUACUGUCUAGCAUCUGCAGAGUGGCUAGGUGAAAGUGUGUGUGGGGGUAGGGGGGGGAAAAAGGAGAAUAAAAUCAUGGCAGUAAAAAAAAGAGAGCCUCUAAGGGGGUGAAGGCUUGUGGGAGCAUGUCUGAGGCCUGAAAUGGAACAAUCUAUUCUUAGUGAGAGGAGGCAGGUUUAAUUAUUAAACAUAUCACGGCAAAUCCCACUGAUAAUGAAAGAGUCCUUGUAUUGCAAAGUUUUCAAGGCCAGAAGGGAUUAUUUUGAUCUUCCAGUCUGACCUCCUGCAUAACACAGGCCACAGAACCUCACCCACAAAUUCUUGAAAGAAAACAAAACAUUUGUUUGAGCUACAACUUUUAGUAAAAUAUUCAAUCCUGUCUUAAAGACUUCAAGUGAUGGAGAAUAUACCACACUAGGGUCUGGCAUGUAAGUAGUAAAGGGAGAGGAGUAGUUCUUCUUGUCCACUACUUUGCUCUUGUUUUGGCUUUUUUUGCUAGAAGCAACAGAAAAAUAUUUUGUGGGACAGGAAGAGGAAGGCCAUGACAGAGGAAACUAUUGCUAAUGGACUGGCCUCCAGACAGGUGGUGCUAUAAUGCUACUUACCAAAGCUGUUGCCAGGAAGGCAUGAGAGAAAGAAUAUAGGACAAAAAUUCUUAACCUGUUAUUCAGAAGGAAGUUGUAAUGAUUGAUUCCUACUUCCUGAAGGUGUGAGAGACGUGGUAAAGGAAGUUUCAUGCUACCAAUACAUAAACUUGUAUUUCUCCUCAGGAUUUCUUGGAGGAAGUUUGUGCAAGAGCCUGAAGGAAGUUUAAUCUCAAAGGUUUUAAUGCCCUUUACAAAUAACUUAUAUGGAGUGAUGCUAUGAAUACUUCGCAACAUGUUGCUGUCAGAAGAGCUAACAGUCACAUUAGGAUCCUUACUAAUUUCUGUUGGCUCUGAUUUAUUGGUCAUAUAUUGCAUUCAACUAUGGUGGAACUAUCUACAAAUGUAUCCAUUAAAAAAGAAAAUGCUCAUUUUUAAAAUUGCACUUAGGAAUCUCGAAAACUAGAUUCAGAGAACUAGAGAACACUUGCAAAUACUUUCAGAACUGUUCCUUGAGAUAUCCUGCAUAUGUCCAUUACACUAGAUGUGCUUAUUUCCUGUGUUUUUCUUUGUGAUACUCAUAGGCAUGGUUAUCCCUGCACUUCAUGCUCUGCCUGCUCCAAGCUGAAGAUAAAUAGAGUGAAACUACCCUACCAACUCUUUGGUUCCUUCACACUGGAGCAUAUGAAAGUUUGAUUUCUUGGGCAAAAACGCUGUGUUACAAAAACAUAACCAACAGCUCUUUCUUCAAGUGACUGUAUAUGUAUAUUACACUUGGUUACAGACAAGGAGAUUCCCAAGGAAAUGAGAGGAGGAGUCUCUUCAGAAGAGAGGAACUGCUUUCCCUAUAGUAGAACUUCCUUUGAUGUAGUAGUAAUUGCAUAACAUCUGGCAAAGCUGUAAACUGUGGACCGUGUUGCUGCUUUACACAUUUCCACAAUCUGGACAUUACUAACAUGCGGUGGAUGCUGAAUGAGCUCUGGUUGAGCAUACAGAUAACUGUUUCAGAAGGUUAAUACCCUAUGAGUACAUCUAGACUACAGGCUUUUGUCAACAGAGGC